Messenger RNA from Sitophilus oryzae (rice weevil), 1094 nucleotides. Its product is annotated as fasciclin-1-like. Bases 92 to 904 code for a protein of 270 amino acids. The record is from RefSeq and is a predicted model, not a curated record. Lineage: Eukaryota; Metazoa; Arthropoda; Insecta; Coleoptera; Curculionidae. The transcript has 6 exons.
UGCCCAAAAGCAGAAAUUUCUGGAUAUCCUGAAGUUGCAUUUGGUAGUGGACAAUCGACUCUAUGUGGAUACGGUUAUAAAGAAAAAUCAAAUGAAGAUUUUUCAAGCUCCCACAUAUUCCAAGGGCAAAAGCAUCUAUUUUAAUGUGGCCACAAUAAACAACAAUAGAACAAUGACUGUGGAAGGAGGCGGUGUCAACGCCACCGUUAUUCAGCCGGACCUUGCGGCCAAAAACGGCAUUAUUCACGUCAUCGACAGAGUUUUGGGAAUUCCGUACACCACUGUUUUGGACAAGCUACGCAGUGACCCCAUGUUGAGAGACACUUUGUACUUGGGUAACCAGGAAGGCUUCAAUAACCAACUUAACGAUUUAAACAAGAAGUUUACUUAUUUCGUUCCGCGCAACAAAGCUUGGGAAGACGCUAAGGUCGUAAUGCCGUCCGCCAUCAAGAAACUUUUUAUGAGGGAUUUCGCAUACCACGCUACAACUACUUUACAACGGCACCUCGUUAUAUCAGACGUACCAUACACCAUGGAAAGAAUCAAGCAAUUAUCUAAGGCUAACGAAACGGUUCAAAACUUAGGACCUGGCAACAAUAUUGUUCAUCAACCGGGCAACGUCGAACUUCCCACAUUGAGAGGAUCCCUGAAACUUUAUGUGGAAGAACGUGCAGAUAACAGUUUAAAGCGUAGUUCUGGUUCAGCUUACGUCAUUCACUGGAACGAACAAAAAAUACCCGUUUUCCGAGCCAACGUCGAAUGCGUUAAUGGGAUCAUACACGUCAUCGACGCUCCAUUCUUGAAAAAAGACGACAUCAGAGUUAGCUUUGGAAGUUCUUUGAAACCAACUGCAGCCUUUGUGCUGAUAGCUGCCGUACUCUCUUCGAAAUACAUAUUACAUUAAUUAUAUUUAUUUUAUUAUUAAGGUAUAAAUUGAUUUUGUAUUUGGAAUUUUCAAAUUACGUUUUUAUAAAAACAUUGUGCACUUGACUUGGUUACGUCACUAUUUGCUUUAAUAAGUUUUUGUUUAUGGUUUUUAUAUUUUAUAUUUACACUUAAAUAAUUAGCUAUUUCAGUGUAAAUAUAAACGAUAG